Cyprinodon variegatus (sheepshead minnow) is the source of this 1083-nucleotide messenger RNA. RefSeq lists its product as uncharacterized. NCBI's taxonomy places the organism in Eukaryota, Metazoa, Chordata, Actinopteri, Cyprinodontiformes, Cyprinodontidae. The record is from RefSeq and is a predicted model, not a curated record. Gene Ontology annotation, biological process: response to bacterium. The transcript is spliced from 6 exons. Bases 1 to 1035 code for a protein of 344 amino acids.
AUGACUCUGUUAUGGAUCACAGUCUUUAUGCUUCAUCAAGGAUAUGCCUUAGUUCCUGUGGUCACUGUUCAGAUUGGUGAACCUGUAACUUUUACCUGUGCAAAUAUGGAGAAAUUCACAACAACAUCAUGGCUUCACUGGUACAAGCAAACUUCUGGAGAUACUCUAAAAAUGAUUGUGAUGCAGAGAAAAAACCAAGAUCCCACUUAUAGACCACAAUUUCCUUCUUCAAGAUUCAAUAUAACAUGCGAUGAUAAAAUAAGCAACCUCACAAUUCUGAGGACAGUUGAACAAGACGAGGGAAUAUAUCACUGUGCUCUUACAGACUGGACAGGCUCUACUUGGAUGGGGACGUAUUUGAUGGUAAAAGGAAACUCAAAGAAGACAUCCAGCUACACUGUUGUUCACCAGUCAACAGCCUCAGAGUCGUCACGUCCAGAAGACUCAGAGACUCUGCAGUGUUCAGUCCUCUCUGAGUCAGAGAACAAUUCAUGUUCAGAAGAUUUCAGCAUGUUCUGGUUCAAAGCUGGAUCCAACAGACCCUAUCCAAAUAUCAUCUACACUGAUGGUAAAAGAGCUGAUAACUGUGAGAAAAGUCCAAACACCCAAAAAAAAUGUAUCUAUAACUUCCCCAAGAACAUCAGCUCCUCUGAUCCUGGGACUUACUACUGUGCUGUGGCUACAUGUGGAGAAAUCUUAUUAGGAAAUGCAAUCAGAAAGGAAGGAGGUGAAACACCAUGUUAUGGAAAUAUGAUUCUGCUGAUCACAAUAAUCUUUUUGACCAUUUCUUUGAUUGUACAUAUCUUUUUGAUUUGUUACCGAACUCAAUCCUUUGGAUGUAAAAUAUUCAAAGAAAGCCCCUCAGAAGCAGAAAGCAACAACUUUAACCAACAAAGUGAUGACAUUCGUGAUGAAGGCCAGGAUCUGGUCUACUCUGCAUUACAUUUUUCUGGAGGGACGAAACCAAAAGGAAUUAAGAAGAGAGAACUGAAGACUGAAGAAAUGGUGUAUUCCGAAGUCAGACCAUCAGGUUGAAUGAAUGUCGCAAUUAAAUUUCUAUUUUCUGAAAAUAAUAAACGUAGU